This is a messenger RNA of Xiphophorus maculatus (southern platyfish), 2758 nucleotides long. RefSeq names its product ORMDL sphingolipid biosynthesis regulator 2 (gene ormdl2). The record is from RefSeq and is a predicted model, not a curated record. NCBI's taxonomy places the organism in Eukaryota, Metazoa, Chordata, Actinopteri, Cyprinodontiformes, Poeciliidae. Bases 93 to 554 code for a protein of 153 amino acids. Gene Ontology annotation, biological process: ceramide metabolic process; intracellular sphingolipid homeostasis; negative regulation of ceramide biosynthetic process. Gene Ontology annotation, cellular component: endoplasmic reticulum membrane. The transcript has 4 exons.
GAUCCAGUCCCGACCAGCGAGGGCGGGGUUAAUAAAGAAGAAGAAGAAGAAAAAUAGAAGUUUCCUGGUGACCUGCGACAACACAGGAAGAGAUGAAUGUUGGCGUAGCUCACAGUGAGGUGAACCCCAACACACGGGUGAUGAACAGCAGGGGAAUAUGGCUCACCUAUCUUUUACUGACCGUGGUUCUGCACAUUGUUCUGCUCAGCAUUCCUUUCUUCUCGGUGCCGCUCGUCUGGACCCUCACCAACGUCAUCCACAAUCUGGCGAUGUACCUGUUCCUACACACAGUGAAGGGCACUCCCUUCGAAACUCCAGACCAGGGCAAAGCCCGUCUGCUCACGCACUGGGAACAGAUGGACUACGGCGUCCAGUUCACUUCUUCACGCAAGUUCCUCACCAUCUCACCAAUUGUUCUGCACAUUCUUGCCAGUUUCUACACGAAAUACGAUGCAACGCAUUUUUUAAUCAACACAUGCUCCCUGAUGACCGUCCUAAUCCCAAAGCUGCCGCAGCUUCACGGAGUACGGAUAUUUGGCAUCAACAAAUACUGACGCACCCUAAAACUGGGGCUUUAUCCACAAAAACUGGACUUAUGGUUGCUCCGCUCCUGCUGAACUGUUUUUUGAGUAACAGUUUGAGGAGACGGAGAUAAAAACUGAGUGCCCUGAACGCCUGGAGAAACUGAAUGCACUGUUUCAUCAAAGUGUUUCUCAUACCAAAACAAGAUCCGUUGCUUGUGUUUUUGAAGGUUAAAAAUGCACUGGUUUUACUUUGUGAUGUUUGUUCACCUUUUUUCUUUUUAUUUGCACUGGCUGCAACUGUGUAAAGCUGAGUUUGUUUGCCAUAGUUAUAAACCAAUCCGUUUUUUUCUACUCAAUCCAGCAUGCAUUUACAUGCUUACAAUAAAUAUUUUACCGUGAUAUAAAAGUAAAGUGGGUAUCAUUUUAGAAACCUGCCAGCUCUAAAAAUAGGAUUUUGUAGAAUCCACUUUUGUUCAGUGUUUCGCAAACUCAAAUUUGAGACUUUUUAAGACUAUUAUGAAUGGAAUUUAAGACCUGUAGCACAACAGAAAUGUACAAAAGAAAACGGCAAAUAAAUAAAUUGUACCAGUUGGCAACAGAAGUGAGCCAAUGGCGAAGACGAACGUCAUCCAGUCAACUGCCAAUAAAUAAAUUUCUACGUACCCAUAGUGGAUGUAAAAAAGAUAGCUAGCUUAUUAGCAGCUAGCUAUUAGCUACUUAUGGUUGCUACUUAUUAGCAAUUGCUUUGAAUCAUCAUAAUGCACUGAAGAUGUCUGUGCACAUCUCAGUUUGUGUAGCAGUAAUAUACUGCAAGAAAAAAUAAAACUACAUUGAAUGAGAUUAAAUAGUAAUGCCACAAAAAAAUAAGACCUGCAAUUUACAUAUUUAAGGCCAACUUAUUUAAAAAAAAAAAAAAAUCAAUUUAAGACAUUUUAAGGUCUCCACUUUAUAUUAAUAAAUUUAAGAGAAUCCUCUUCAUGCUAUUAGAUGACAUUAAAUCAUUUAAUCUUCCUUUGGGAUAAAUGUAUUAUUUUCGGGGUUUAUGCAGGUCUCACCAACUCAAAUUAAAAACUUUUUUCGGACCAUGUGAAUAAAAUUUAAGACUUAUAUCACAAGAGAUGGACAAAGCAAAUGAAGGGGACCAAAGCUAAAAUUUCUGAGGUCAUUUUGUGGCACUUGGCAGUAGCUUUGUGCUUUUCAGAUGGCAUAUGGCUCUUUUGCUAGAUAGCAUUAGCAUCAUGUUACCCUUAUCCUUAACAGCUUUGAGUUAUAGAACUCAGUGAGUGAAGAUGUCAGAGCAAAAGUCUUGCAAGAAAAACAUAGAAUACAUUACAUUAAUUAGUCCUGCCACAACAAAAUUUAAGACCUGUGAUUAACAUUUUUAAAGCUAACUUGUUGCUUUUCAAUAAAUUAAAGAAAUUUUAAGGCCUUAAUUUUAGGUACAUUAAUGUAAAACUUUUUAAGGAUCCCAUUGGCCUCACGUAGGCCAGUUUUCAAGCUGUGGGGAAGUCCAGACACUUUACAUGAGGAGGCUGUCACAGUUUUCUCCAUAUGCUCGUAUGUCCAAGGGGUUCCCCCCUUCUGCAUUCAAUAGAAUCCUGUUUGCAUUGGAGCGAGGCUUUCCCUGUUUGUAAUGCAUGUUUCGGGGAAGUAGUUCAAAGGAAACACAGCGGUGUGUGAGUGUUGCCUAGGUUGAGCUGAGCCUGGGAAAUACAUGCAAAUAUUGCUCGCUGUAUCAGCUGUUUUAAACCUGUUGAGUAAUUGUUUGCAAGCAUUCCCAACGGUGUUGAUCGUUUCGUGGACACACGCAGAUUGUAAAGAAACCUGCAGUGGGAUUCUCGCUGCUGCUGCCUUUAAAUGUCACAGUGUCCCCAAGAUGUCACUGAAACUAGAGUGGGAGAGUAAAAGAGAAAGGAUAGCCGUUGGGUUUUCUUUUUCAAACGUAGAUUGCGCUUGAUGAAAGAUAACAUUAUCUGCUCUGAAAAGCUGUUUUUCUUUUUUAAAUGUAUUCCUGGCUCAGCUUCUGCUUUGAAUUUAACAUCAGUCAUAAUGUCACAGUUUGUGAGCAACAGAUUUAAAAAGUUUCAGUGCACAGCGAGCUGCUUGUUUAAAGUUUUGAAUUGACGUGGAAAGACAAAUAUGUUUUAAGUAAUGAACAGAUAUGAAAAAGGUCAGAAAUUUCUUCUGAAUUAUCUUUGAUCUUGUUUUGCAGAUUACCAAGCACAACGUUUUUU